GUGUGUUCUUGUGUUGUUCUGUUUUUCAGGGACAGAGCUAUAGCUACUGAAAGGAUGGGGCCCCUGGAAGCAAUGGGUGAAGAAAACCAGACAGAUGAAAUGAAGAUGGAGUUGUUCACCAAGCUGUACUUGCCAAGAUACACCACACCACUCAAUGAACUGGCUCUUGACCCCAAACCAGAAUUGAAGGACAGCACAACGCUAGUUGAGGUGCAGAUAAUCCUCAUCUUUGCUUACUGUUCCAUCAUUCUGUUGGGGGUGAUCGGGAACUCUCUUGUGAUCCACGUGAUCAUCAAGUUCAAAAGCAUGCGCACGGUGACCAACUUCUUCAUCGCCAACCUGGCCGUGGCUGAUCUACUGGUGAAUACGUUGUGCUUGCCUUUCACUCUAGUUUACACACUAUUGGGCGAGUGGAAACUGGGCCCAGUCUUGUGCCACUUAGUGCCUUAUGCCCAAGCUCUUGCUGUGCAUGUGUCUACAGUUACAUUGACUGUGAUUGCCUUGGAUCGACAUCGCUGUAUUGUCUAUCAUUUGGAAAGCAAAAUCUCUAAGCGUAUCAGCUUCCUGAUCAUAGGAGUUGCAUGGGCAGUCAGUGCCCUGUUGGCAAGCCCUCUGGCCAUCUUCCGCGAGUACUCGCUGAUUGAGAUCAUUCCUGACUUCAAGAUUGUGGUCUGCUCUGAGAAGUGGCCAGGGGAGGGGCAGCUUAACUACGGCACCAUCUACAGUGUCUCCAUGCUCCUGAUCCAGUACGUGCUGCCUCUGGCCGUCAUCUCCUACGCCUACACCCGCAUUUGGACCAAGCUCAAGAACCAUGUUAGUCCUGGGGCAGCGAACGACCACUACCACCACCGGCGUCAGAAAACCACCAAGAUGCUGGUUUGCGUGGUUGUUGUGUUCGCUGUCAGUUGGCUGCCGUUCCAUGCCUUCCAGCUAGUCAGCGAUAUUGACAGUCAGGUGUUGGACCUGAAAGAGUAUAAACUGAUCUACACGGUGUUUCAUGUCAUUGCCAUGUGCUCGACAUUUGCUAACCCCCUUCUCUAUGGCUGGAUGAAUAACAACUACAGGACGGCCUUCCUCACAGCUUUUCAGUGCGAGCAGCGGCUAGACUCCAUCCACCCUGAAGUGUCAGCAGCUUUCAAAGCCAGGAAGAAACUGGAAGCAAAGAAGAGUCAGUUCCCUGGAGACUCUUUCACACAACCUACCAAUGUCUAAGAUUUCUGACUUUAAAGAAGAAAUGCACAUGUUGUGGACAAAGGAAUAAAUCCAUUCUGACACAUGCAUUUUUAAUGCACAGUUUUACUCAUAAAAGGUGAAAGAAAAGUGGCAGGCAAGUCAAGGCAGGUGAUACGAUUUGAGGGGAGUAGGUUGGCACCACGAGGAUGUGACUACACAACUCCAAGAAAAUAAGAGAGAUAUUUUGUUUGUGGCUGUCUAUAACAUGGUAAGAGACAACCCCAUCCCUCCCAUCCCUACUUGACAAGUCUAAAUGACAAAGACAGGGUUUGCUGCUUUGGCUAUAGGAAGGUAAAUGGCUGUUUUGUAGCACAGGAAUACUGCUGAUGGCAGCAGGCAACUUGUAUACUGCAUGUAGAGACCGGGGAGAAUACAAGUCUCCUGGAAGAAUGAAUCCUGUCUGGGGAAAAUGGGCUGUGCUGGUUAAAGCUCAAACUUUUCAGCCACUUUUUCCCCCACAGGGACCUUUUGUGGAGAUAAGGAAAACAGAGAGAUACGGUACUGUUUCUGACUCGCACUGAAGCACUUCCAACCAGAAUAUUCUGAACAGAUUAGGGGAAAGAAAAAGAGAAAAGGAAAAAAUACCAAAUUUGGUAUGGAGAAAGGUAAAGGUAGAUUUGGGUCAAUCAAAUGGGACAAAACUCAUCCCUUAUGAAUUGGCUAUGCUUAUGUUGGUGAGAAAAAUUGCAAGUCUGGGACCUCAUCACUAAUUCUCUGCAGAUCCCUACCUUUAAUUCCACAUUUGGGAGAGCUCAUAAACACAGAGCUUUUAAGUGGCAUUUGAGGGAGGAGUUGCAGGCUCAGGUCUUUUAUGAGCACUUCAUAAACUGCCAAUAUUUUAAUUUUCAAGACCUGCUUAAAUGUCUGACGUGUUAUUAACUCCACAGGCUUUGAAUUGUUGCUGCUUUUUCCCUGUGUAAUAAAACAGCAGAUAAUUUUGAUCUUCUGGAAAGGCUGCUAGAUGGCAAUGUACUUUUUCUUAUUGUGGUUUUAUGUCACACACUCAUCUCAUCUUGGAGCUUUUUCCAUCUUUAGCUUCAGUAAAAAUUAAGAGCAUCUGAAUGAGUGUAACCUAAUAACAGUAUGCUACGUUUAUGCGAUAACUUAUCAGUUAUUCUGCAUGCUGUAGUUAAUAGUUAAAUUCCUUUUUUUGCUCAGGUAUAAAAUUUUAAUCUGUUUACUGUGCUGUACACAGCGAUGUUCAACUCUUCAGUGUCUUUGUUUAGCCUCUUUGAACUCAUUAAAAAGACGAAGAAAAUUUCUACCCGUGUUUAUUCCAAGCUGCCCUGCUGCUUAUCAAGAAUAAAAAUAAGCGUGAUAGUUUCACUUUGAGUCUCUUUCCACAGCUAUAUUUCAGCUGCCUCUUUUUUUUCCUUUUUUAUUUCCCCCCCCAAUUUUUCUGUGUUCCUAGAUUUGCUGUGUUCUCUCUUAGAAAUUGAAAAACAUCAGAACUCCAGUACUGAAGUGUUAGCACUGUAGCAGCAUCAGAUAUUUAUCAAGUGGAGAAAUUCAGCUUUACAUAAGCAAUAUCUUGCCACCAUUCUUUAAAAAUCCAUGAAAUCAUUUGGACUUGGCUUUUUCAUGAACAGAGGAGGGAGGUCUAGCGAAUUAGCUGCUAUUUACACCAGGAAGAAAAAGUAUCCAUCAUUAUUAACCAGUUGUACAAACAUAGAUUAAUUCUCAAACAUGCUUUCAUGAUAUUGUCCACAAGUUGUUUUUGUCUAAGUAUUAAUGAAAUCCAAAAUGUAAGCUUGAAACAUUUAUUGGAGUGGAAGGAUUAAGAAGUGUGCAAUUAUUAUGGACAUCAAUCACAUGUAUCAGUUGAUUCUGAACGCUUCAUCAAAAAUGUAUUCUUUCCACAAAUAGCAUCCUGUAUUUAAAAAGCAAAUACUCUUCCCUCACCUCAGGUUAAAAGUUGUUUCAACUCUUUUAUGCCUGUUUGAUAUAAGAGUUCUGAAGUAACCAUGACAGUGUUUGCUGAAGUUAAAGUUGCUGGGCUAAUUCUCAAAAAUUUUAAGGCUGCUUUACAUCACCCUGGAUGAACGUGAUUAAUUAGAAAUUACCUUUCAAUCUAUUUUAUGGCAUCAUUAUGAGUUUCCCUGCAGCCAUUGUGUUGUGACAAAGUUGAUGCACUAAUUUCUCACAUUGCUUUCCACUUGGUGCACUAAUUUCUCACGUGCUUUCCCUGUGGAGAAAAGCACUGUACUGAUGCCUGCUGUUGGGUGACAGACCUCCACACACUAUUCCACCAUGUGCUGUGGACUCCACAUCUGCCGCAGUGGGGUUCACUGUAGAAUCCCCCUGUGUGGUAGGAACAUUAGAGAUUUUCUCACCAAAAGCAAUCAGGUAGCAACAUCCCUCAGAGAUCCCCCAAAUCUCAGAAGGAUGUGGAGAACCAGGGUUAGUCCUCAUUUCCCUCUAAGGGAAAAGAAAUCUAUAGGUAAGCAGUAAGCACGAGAUUGAGGGGUCUGCAGAGAAUCCCCUGUUUUUCCUGAAGUGCUUUGCUUGAAAUAAGAAUCCAGACCUCCCCGUUCACAUAAUAGUGCUUUAACUAAUUUUUAAAAAGCACUAUCUCCUUUUCCCACUGAAUAAGUACAAUUUUUAUACAAAGCCAAGCAAUGCUAGCAGCAGUACUCAUUUAAGAAUUUGCAAGGAGGAGAUGGGACACCUAAAAUGAAAUGUCAUCUCUGAUCAGAGCUAGAAUUUGAACUGACAUGCCUCAGUUCUCAAGAGAGUGAUGUAGCCACCGCACUGCAGCCUCUCCUGAGGUAGUAGCAUAUAUCUUCUUAGAGCUGUCUUAUUGUAUACAAAGCAAUUCAACAUCUAAUAUGAUUUUAUAGGUGAGUGGUUAUGAAGUUUGUAUGGGUUACAAGCUAAGGAUAUGAAAACAUAGACAGUAUUUAUGUUAGACCCCAAUCUGUUCUUCAUGAAUACCUCUACCAUAAGACACUGCAUUGCAGGCAGGAGGACAGCAAGGCAAGCAGCACCAUCCUAUCCUCUGGGUAGGUCUUACUUGAGGCUCUCCUUUGGGGUUGGCUUAUAGAAGGGAGACCUACUAACCACAUAGAUCUCAUCCAGUGUUAUCUAGGAUCUUAGUUACUCAGCACUGUGCUUUAGGUCUCCAUGAGAAUGAGCAUCUCCACAUAGCUUAGCCACAGCCGAAUGAGAAGGCACCUCAACAGGAAUUUCAGAAGAAUUAAGUUUAGGUAUACAAGCAAUUGAACAGAAGGGCUGGGCUUGCACAACAAAUGGGUUUGUAUACACGUUUCAGUAUAUAAACUGUACAACAGUGCCAUGCAAAUGGGCUUUUGUGGGGAAUAAUUGGCAGCUGCCCCACAGUUGGUAUAAUUGUAUCUUGGAUAUAAUGUAUAAUAGACAUCCACUGCCAAAAUGUUAAUAACGCUAACAUUAAUAACCAAAUAAAAACUAUUAUCUGCA
Meleagris gallopavo (turkey) is the source of this 4671-nucleotide messenger RNA. The record is from RefSeq and is a predicted model, not a curated record. NCBI's taxonomy places the organism in Eukaryota, Metazoa, Chordata, Aves, Galliformes, Phasianidae.